Molecule: messenger RNA, 1465 nt
Organism: Phragmites australis (common reed)
Lineage: Eukaryota; Viridiplantae; Streptophyta; Magnoliopsida; Poales; Poaceae
Exons: 1
Coding region: 182-1189 (335 amino acids)
Cellular component (GO): plasma membrane
Molecular function (GO): kinase inhibitor activity
Source: RefSeq, a predicted model, not a curated record
CAGCCUCCAAGACAAGGGGGGUCCAGGCUACCACCCCCACCCGCAUUCUGUUUUCUUGGAUCCCUCCAUGCCCUGCCACACUGCCAUUGCUUGCCCAUAAAAAAUUUCAAACCCCUGACACUGCCUCCUCAUAUUAACUCAUCCUCUCCGCCGUUUACCCGGCCCAUCAUCGGAGCAGGCAAUGUGCCCCAGGGCGACGGCCCAGCACGGUGGCGGCGAUGCAAUGGCGAGAGCAGCCACCAUGGUCACCGCGGUUGGUGCUGCUAAUGCGCAUUCGUUCGGGGACGAGGAGUACAUCGACCUGGAUCUCAGUUCUUGUGGGGAAUUCGAGUUCCGGGUGCGCCGGAGCAGCGCGGACGAGCUGAUCUGCCGGGGCAGGAUGGCGGCGCCCCCGCACAAGGGGGCGCUGAGGUCGGGGGGCAAGCUGCAGGAAGUUGAUGCCAGCGGCGGUGCCUGUGGCGCCGGCAGGAGGAGCGCCGCGACGGUCGCUCCGCUGCAGCAUUCGCAUUCCGCGGGGUACCGCGACGCGCAGCCGGCGGCGAGGCUGCGCGCAGAGGGGUCCCGGCGCAGGAAGGCCGCGCGGACGGUGCACGCGAAGCUGCAGGCGUCGCGGGCCUUCUUCCGGUCCCUGUUCGCCAGGACCUCGUGCUCCGACGAGCAAUGCCGUGGCGCUGCCGUCCGGGCCAGGACCAGGGCGACGCCAUCUGGCGAGACCAAGAGCAGCAGCUGCUGCAAGGCGCCAUUCGGCCAAAUCAAGAACGGCUGCAGCAUCAGCACCAGCAGCGGCAGGGCAGCGCCGACCACCCUGAGGAGCAGCAUCGAGCAGGAGAAGCUGAUGGACGAGGAGGAGCUCGCCGCAGCCGCCGCCCGCCAGCGCAAGUCCUUCUCCGGCGUGAUCAAGUGGCGGCACGCGAUGUCGACGGCGCCUGCAGCGGCACCGUCGAAGCCGCUGUCUUCGUCCUCGGCGAGGAGGAGCUCCGGGGUCGCCAGCGGCCCGGCGCUGAAGAGGAGCAGCAGCGCCCGGUCGGAGUCGGAGGGGCUCAUCCAGGGCGCCAUCGCCUACUGCAAGCGGUCGCAGCAGCAGCUCGGGCUCGCCAGGAAGAGCGUCAGCGACGCGCCGCCCUCUGCUCCUUCCUGGCCUAGCAACCCAACUCGAUCAGCUCCAGCCUACUACUACUACUACUUGUAAUCACAUGUGCAAAAUGGCUUUCCAAAGUGAUCACAAUAAUGUGAAGUCCUCUCUUUCUCGCAGCUUACGCAGCCAAUCCCUGUCCUGUGCAUUUCAACCCCUUUUUUAUCUCAUCUUGUGUGCCAAAUUCUCCAUAUAAAAAAGAAAAGAUUUUCAGGACGCCCAUGUACGUAACAUAACACUUGUUCUCUCUUCACGUUUCCGAAAUUGAGAGUGCUGCAGAUGACGCCACUUUCGUAACAAAAACAGUAUCAUGUUGUCUUCAUCGGAAUUGCC